This is a messenger RNA of Micropterus salmoides (largemouth bass), 3230 nucleotides long. It is a transcript of the gene ccdc191, whose product is annotated as coiled-coil domain containing 191. Lineage: Eukaryota; Metazoa; Chordata; Actinopteri; Centrarchiformes; Centrarchidae. The record is from RefSeq and is a predicted model, not a curated record. The transcript has 17 exons. Bases 150 to 2825 code for a protein of 891 amino acids. Gene Ontology annotation, molecular function: phosphatase binding.
UGUGUACAGGUCCUGCAUUGCUUGGGCUCUUUGUAGUGACUUCCGAACACUUUUUGUGUGAAAUAGCUUUAUGGUUUGUAGAAGAGGACAUUGUAAUGAUGGCUGUGAUUGCAUUAUAGUAGGAGAGGUAAAAGUGUAUAAUUAAACAGAUGAUGACGUUCCCAGGUCACAACCCUCACCUGUUUAGGUGGAGGAGACUCAGCAAGAGUAAAACAUCUGCAGAUAAGGAACAGAUGCACGUGAAGAAUAGUGAUAUUGAUCAGUGGAGAAAGCGUGUGGAGAUGGCUUCCGAGUUUGCUGUAUCUGAAGUCUUCUCUCAUAAGAAACCUCAUUCAGGAACCAGCAGCCUGGCUGUACCAUUGCAACACUCUGAGCAGUUAAGGGAUCACGAUGACGCUUAUAGUGAAGCUCAGGCUCUUCUUGGUGAUUGGCUGAGCAGUAAGUUGCGGCUGGAGCUGGAGAUGGAGGAGGACGAUGACCUGAUGAGCUCUGCCGAGAGGAGAAGCCCUGCUGCGUUGGCUAGUCCUCAGCCGGCAGCCCUGAACUACAGCAACUUUAAUGAUUUGUACAACUGCCUGACUGAGGAGGAAGAGCACAGCGCUGUUAACAGCUUCCUACAAGACCUGAUGGAGCAAAAGGUGUUGGACUCUGGCGUGAUGGAGGAGCUGGCCCUCGAUGUCGGGCAGACAAGGAAGAAGGUCAGAAACCCGAUCGUCACCAUGGAAGCACGACACCUGCAGGUGCGGGAGAACAGGGCCCGGCGGGAGGCUGAGAGGCAGAGACAACAGAGAGUGAGGGAGGCUCAGCGGGGGGCCCGAGAGGAGGCGAAGAGGAGGGAGCGAGGCGAGGAGACAAGGAAGAAGCAGGAGGCAUGGAGGCAGGAGGAGAUGGUGCAGCAGGAGAUGGUGAGACUGCGGCGUCAGAUGGAGGAGAGGAGAGGCCUGGAGCAGCUCGUUCGACAGAGGGAAAGGGAGAGAGUGGAAGGGCUGAAGGCAGCCAGAACCCUCCAGUCAGCUCCUCCACUUCCCACAAAACAGCAGCAGCAGGACACAGAGCGAUUAUAUAAAGAACAGAAAAUUCAAACCAUGAUUCAAAUCCGUAAUCUCAAGUGUCUGCAAAGGCAUUUUUCUGGAUGGUAUUCAGCGGUGUUGGACCGAAGGCUACGUCUGGGCAAGGUCACGGCCCUCUGUGACUGGAAGAGGCAGCUGAGAGCGUGGCGAGCGUGGCGAGCAGUGGUGUGGGCAGAACAAAGGCGGCGAGAUGUGGCGAGAACAGAGGAGGAGCUACGAGCUGGACACAGACAAUGCCAGCUGGCUGUGGAGAGCGACCGAAGGCGGUUGCUACGGCGAUGUCUGAAUGAGUGGCAGCUAUGGUGUCGGAUGGAGAGGGAGCAACGAGAGCUUUUGGCCCAGCAGCAGGAGACCCGGCGGAAGAUGACUGCCCUAAUCAGCGCUGCAGCAACAGGCACACUCAAAGCCACCGAAACCCCUACUUAUCAGCCAAUAAUGACCCCACCUGAGGCACCUAACCAACCAGAGAACACAGAGAAGCAAGAUCACCACAGGUCAGGCACUUUAGCACCCGAUGCCUCCGCAGUACAUGAGAAUAAGACCCCUGUGGCCACUUUGGCCCCGCCCACUCAUCCAUGGCAGGUUACCCGACAGCAUGCAGCCCCGACAGCCGCUGAGCUCCGCGAGGCACGGCAGAGAGGCGAGGGCAGUGGCUCUACCUGUUCAAAAAGCGCAGCGUCGCCGGGCGCCAGGUUUGAAAACAGACACGCCGUCCAGCAGCAGAUCAUCACGCAGCAGAGGAAGCUGCUGAAGGAGCAGCAGGAGCAAAUUGCACGGCUGAAGGAGGAGCACAGCGUGGUGAGCCUGGAGCUGGAAACAGAGAAAACUGCACAGCUUACUCAGCUGUCAAUGCUAGGAGGCUCGAAACCAAAGAGCCACAGCUUUGAUCGCACAGAGCAGAGGGCACCGAGAGUUGCUGGAGAACCUGACAGGAAAGUUGUCACACGCCAGAGAUCUCCCCAUCCAAUCAUCACGGCCAUGGAGGCCCGUGCACAUGAGCGCGCAAAGCGUAGGAAGGAAAUAGAGGAACUCAAGAGAAAGAAAGAAGAGGACAAACUGGCAGAGCUAAAAGCCAUUGAGGAGCAGAGGCAGAGGGAGGAAGAGGAGGAGAAACGCAAGGCAGCAGAAAAGAAGAGGGAGGAGAAAAGGCAGGAAAGAGAGAGGGAAGAGGAAAAACGGAGGCAACAGAAAAGGCAACAGGAGCUCCUGAAGCUGGCCUGUCAACACUACCACACAUACCUGCUGCUUCGGCGAGGCCUGGCGCCAUGGAAACGCCUCAUUCAGCUCGGACAAGCCAACAUGCAGCUGGCAGAGAGACACCACAAUGUCUUCCUCCUGAGGCAGUGCACACUAGGCUGGCAUCAAUCUUCAAGGGAGUCCCAGUCUGAGAAAGAAGCUUCUGCGGACCAACUGUACCAGCACUUUCUGCUUCGUAAGAGCUUAAGCUCCUGGAAAAGACUUAAGGAUUGGAGGAUGAUUCAAGAGGAGAGAGCUGAGCGUUUCUAUCGCGCUCACACUCUGAGGAGGUUCCUGCUUGCACUGCUGGACCAUGUCACCCAGGCGAGGCUGGUGGAGUGGGAUCGUCGGGAGCUGGCUCAGGAGCACAAUAACAGACGGGUGCUGCGGCGAUGUUUCGUGGCCUGGGGGCAGCUUCCGUGUCUGCUGCGCAAGGAGAGAAAGAAGGAGGAGCGGCGGGAGAAGCUGGGGCGGAGAGUAACGGAGGUUCUUCCUGAUUUCUACUCCUAUCCACUGUAAAGCCUCUGGGAGAAACAGGUCACUGCAGGAGACAAACUGCAUACCCAUACAGACACACGUCUCAAUAACUCUGGAGAGGACACAUGUACACAGAUAAACACAAAUACACAUUUCUCACAUUUAUUUAAUUUAAAUAAAUAAAAUAAAUUUCACAUAAAACUGGACCCAUACACUUUACAAUAACAAAGAAAAGCUUUCAAUCCCUUUGAGGACUAAUAAAAGAUAGUGGAUAGCUCUGAAAACUUCAAGCUCACAUUAAAGUGUAUUAAUUUAUUUGCUUUUUUCAUAUUUCCAGAGCUGUUUAAUUCAGAGUCACUUUCAGCCAGCUUAAGACAGUAAAAGCAAAUACUUGUAUAUUCAUAACUAUCCAAUCAUUCAUUAAAUUUAACAAAAUGACAAGCUGUA